AUGCCUCUUCUCAUCCCACACAAGCACCUUCCCCUCCACAGUUCUACCUUCUUCUGGAUGAAUGUAGCACUCCUGCUUCUCUCUCUGUCUUCGGAGGAGACCACUUCAUCACCAAUCAAGAAAGUCAAAGAGAAAGCAGGAGUGUGCUCCCGAGAUAGGGUCAUCUGUGAGACUUAUGUUCCAGACGUCUGCACAACUGAUUGGGAUUGCCUAAAACAAAUGAAGUGUUGUUCAUUUGCCUGUGGGAAAAAGUGCAUGGAUCCAUUCCAAGAACCCUGCAUGCUACCUCCAGAAGAAGGAGAGUGUGACAUUAGUGUCUUUCGCUGGUAUUUUGACUUUAACCUUCAGUCCUGUGAACCAUUUAUCUAUGGAGGCUGCUUUGGGAAUGCCAACAACUUCCUCAGCAUCACAGCCUGCAAAAUGGCUUGCUCACCACCUGCCAAGAAUGGACAGUGCCCACUCUUCCCUUUCAAGGACCGUAUGGAGUGUCCAGCUUCAUGUAAGAGUGACUUCGAUUGCCCCAAAACUACCAAAUGUUGUGAAUCCAUGUGUGGCUUUGUUUGUACCAAGGCCUGGACAGUCAAACCAGGUUUCUGCCCGCACAAGCCCAUAGUGUGUUCCAAGAUUGAUAGACCCAAGUGUCUUCAGGAUUAUGAUUGCCCAGUGUCACAGAAGUGCUGUUCACAUUGUGGACUGAAGUGCCUGGAACCUCAAGAAUGA
Molecule: messenger RNA, 720 nt
Organism: Neogale vison (American mink)
Lineage: Eukaryota; Metazoa; Chordata; Mammalia; Carnivora; Mustelidae
Gene: WFDC8
Product: WAP four-disulfide core domain 8
Exons: 5
Coding region: 1-720 (239 amino acids)
Cellular component (GO): extracellular region
Molecular function (GO): serine-type endopeptidase inhibitor activity
Source: RefSeq, a predicted model, not a curated record